AAAACAUGGUGUCUCUUUCUGCCUACCUCCACCAAUAUCCGCGCGUGACGCAAGGGGAGUAUAUUUAAAUCAGGAUUAGCUCUCCACCAACAUUAAACUCAGCUGCCCUCCAUUCAAGCACCGCGCGACAUACCGUCCCGCGCGCACGGUCGAAAAUAGGAGGGCUUUCUACAAAUCAGCACUCAGGCUCGCGCGAGCAAAAGUGCUUGGGUUGUCGAGUGAGCUUUUAGCAGAGGCGCAGAAGGUAGAAGGCACGAGCGAACGCAGAAGCGGUGGGUUACCAAUGCAUUCUCCAGAUACUGGAUCAUCCGGAGUAAAACACUGGAAACAAUAGAUUCCACAGGAAUUUUGCACAGUGCACGGUGUGCUAUCGUCUCCGAAUGAAUGACCAUGGGGGAGUGGACAAUAUUAGAGCGUCUCUUGGAGGCGGCUGUCCAACAGCAUUCUACUAUGAUCGGAAGGAUCCUCCUAACUGUGGUGGUGAUCUUCCGGAUUCUAAUCGUUGCGAUCGUUGGAGAGACGGUCUAUGAUGACGAGCAGUCCAUGUUUGUGUGCAACACCCUGCAGCCCGGCUGUAACCAGGCCUGCUACGACAAGGCGUUCCCCAUUUCCCACAUCAGAUAUUGGGUGUUUCAGAUUAUUCUGGUGUGCACCCCCAGUCUCUGUUUCAUCACUUACUCUGUGCACCAGUCCGCCAAGCAGAAGGAGCGCUUGGAGCGAGGGUACUCCACCGUGUUCCUCUCCUUGGACAAGCGCCAUGAUUCCAUCAAAAGAGACGACAGCAAAAAGAUGAAAAACACCAUUGUAAAUGGAGUACUUCAGAACACAGAGAACUCCACCAAAGAAGCAGAGCCCGACUGCUUGGAGGUGAAGGACAUCCCAAAUUCAGCCAUGAGAACUAGUGGAAAGUCUAAAAUGAGGAGGCAGGAGGGAAUCUCAAGAUUCUACAUCAUCCAAGUGGUUUUCCGAAACGCGCUAGAGAUAGGGUUCCUGGUGGGUCAAUAUUUCCUGUACGGAUUCAAUGUCCCCGCGGUGUAUGAAUGUGAUCGAUACCCCUGCAUCAAAGAUGUAGAAUGCUACGUUUCCAGGCCCACGGAAAAGACAGUGUUUCUGGUCUUCAUGUUUGCGGUCAGUGGCGUCUGUGUGCUCCUGAACUUGGCUGAACUCAAUCAUCUUGGGUGGAAGAAGAUCAAAGUAGCUGUCAAAGGCGUGCAGGCCAGGAGGAAGUCCAUCUACGAGAUCCGUAACAAAGACUUGCCGAGAAUGAGCAUGCCAAAUUUCGGCCGCACUCAAUCAAGUGACUCUGCCUAUGUGUAGCUGUCGAUUUUAAUACAACUGAAUGGGAACAAUUGUAGCCUACAAAGAAUUCACAUAUAUUUAAUAAUAAUGUGGUAGAUAUUUUAUCUCACCGACCUCGUUUGCGAAGUAGGUCGGGUAUAUCGAUUUUAUUUGUAUUUUAUGGAUAAGUAAAAAACAA
Messenger RNA from Oncorhynchus keta (chum salmon), 1477 nucleotides. RefSeq names its product gap junction delta-2 protein-like. Bases 385 to 1317 code for a protein of 310 amino acids. Gene Ontology annotation, cellular component: connexin complex. Gene Ontology annotation, biological process: cell communication. The transcript has 2 exons. Lineage: Eukaryota; Metazoa; Chordata; Actinopteri; Salmoniformes; Salmonidae. The record is from RefSeq and is a predicted model, not a curated record.